AUGCAAAUCUUCGUCAAGACGCUCACUGGCAAGACCAUCACCCUGGACGUCGAGGCAUCCGACACUAUCGACAAUGUAAAAGCCAAGAUCCAGGACAAGGAGGGCAUCCCGCCUGACCAGCAGCGCCUCAUCUUCGCUGGCAAGCAGCUGGAAGACGGGCGUACGUUGUCCGAUUACAAUAUCCAGAAGGAGAGCACCUUGCACUUGGUGCUCCGCCUGCGUGGUGGCAUGCAGAUCUUCGUCAAGACGCUGACUGGCAAGACCAUCACCCUGGACGUCGAGGCAUCCGACACUAUCGACAAUGUAAAAGCCAAGAUCCAGGACAAGGAGGGCAUCCCGCCUGACCAGCAGCGCCUCAUCUUCGCUGGCAAGCAGCUGGAAGACGGGCGUACGUUGUCCGAUUACAAUAUCCAGAAGGAGAGCACCUUGCACUUGGUGCUCCGCCUGCGUGGUGGCAUGCAGAUCUUCGUCAAGACGCUGACUGGCAAGACCAUCACCCUGGACGUCGAGGCAUCCGACACUAUCGACAAUGUAAAAGCCAAGAUCCAGGACAAGGAGGGUAUUCCGCCUGACCAGCAGCGCCUCAUCUUCGCUGGAAAGCAACUGGAAGACGGGCGUACGUUGUCGGAUUACAAUAUCCAGAAGGAGAGCACCUUGCACUUGGUGCUGCGCCUGCGCUGA
Messenger RNA from Symbiodinium sp. CCMP2592, 681 nucleotides. NCBI's taxonomy places the organism in Eukaryota, Dinophyceae, Suessiales, Symbiodiniaceae. The record is from the annotation of a GenBank genome assembly.